UUCUUACAUCCAGCAAUGCCCCAUGGUCGCAGGCGAAGGAAAUGUGUUCUGAGGAAGGUGGCACAAUGUUGACUGAUGCUGAUGACACAUAUAUAGAAUUAUCAAAGGAAGACCUUGCAGCUCAAAUGGACGUAGCGAAUUUAACAGAGGCUUGGAUAGGGCGAUACUACACGCCAUGGUCCUGGUUAAAAGGGUGCUAUACUUAUACGGACGACAUGUUACCCGAAAGAGCAGGUUAUUUUAAAUCCAAUCAACAAUCGACAUGUAUAGAAUACUGCCAUGAUUCUAACUACUUUGGAUUGAAGGGUAACGCGUGUUAUUGUUUCCAAAAGAUAGAAGGUCAGUUUGUAAGGACGGCGGACUAUUGCAAAGAUAGUUGUCCGGGAAAUUUAGAGGAAAGAUGUGGCGGAAAAACCGCAAUGACAGUAUACAUGAAUGAUUUAUGUUUCAACAACUCCACGCGUUGGAAUGGAACCAUUUCAACUACUCGGUCAGGGAAAACGUGUCUUCCGUGUAGUUUAUUGUCACAGAGCUGUGCCAAUGAGAGUGUGGAUUAUACAGAUAGCUUUUGUAGAGACCCAAGUAACAAAGGGAAUACUUGGUGCUACACGAGUGAUGGCGAAGAAGAUUGCGAUAUACCGAAAUGUUUGGGUAGAACUGAUUAUAACGGGGCCUAUGAAUGUAUGGCUUUUAGAGAAAUAACUGAAUCUAGAAUUCAAGCUCGACAGGAAGAAUGCUCAAAAAAACUACAAGCAGUAUGUCAAUAUGAAGGGAUGAUAGUCGCAUUAAAAUCAGUUACGUGGAAUGGAGGAAGAGAUGGGUGCAGAUUUUCUACUUCAAGCGAUGGUGAAAUAACGUAUAGUAUGGCAGACACCAGACACGUUUUAACUGAUUCUGGACAUUACUACUGGGUAGGAUAUCGGCGUACAGUGAGGACUGUGAGCGAUCUAUCUGGUUCUUUCAUCGACUGUUUUCGUGUAACAAGAAACGAAAAUGGCAUUUCACUAGGUGUGAACAAGUGCACAGAGGAAAUUCGUGUGAUUUGCCUAAAAUUACCCAUAACGUGUGGUGAGAUAUAUAAUGAAGGCAUACGUGGGAAGUUUAAUUUUCCGAACACAACUCGCACUUACGAUCCUGAUCAUAACUGUGUCUGGAAAAUAUUGGCAACUCCUGCCGAGAAAAUUGAAAUCUACAUCGAGUUUGAUUUAGAAGACAGCGUCGUAUGUAUGUGCGAUAAAAUAAAGAUAUACGACAAUGAUGCACCGGAAGGACACCCAAACAAAACACUUUGUGGUCGAGGAAACAUCACAUUCUAUUCAAGCGGACCCACUGUUGUCAUUCAGUUUAUAUCAGACGAGUCAGUGAAUGGAACUGGCUUCAACGUUUCCUGGAAAGUUGAGAAAGAAGAACAUACAACAACCCUUUUGACAACCACAAUGGAAGAAAAAGAAGGACGCACAACAAUCCCUUCGACAACCACAGUGCAAGUAUGGUUUAUCCCUGCUGUUUCAUCCGCAGCUGUUGUUUUUGUGGUGUUGAUAACCACCCUGAUUUGCUUCUGGAGGCGACACAAACGGCCAAGAGAGGAGGUCAAAGAGGAGAACGUGUUUACUAAUUCAGCUUAUACAGAAUUCGACAAGAAUGAAACAAUCACUACAGGCGACAAAAUGCACGGCAGCCCCAAACAUUCCGAUUCUGACAGACUUGACGAUACCAUUGACACAUAUGCAACGGUACAAGAACCAAGUGAUUUUUUAUCUUCAGAAAAUAAAACAAGAAACCAACCGCGCAUCGCAGCUAAUAUUUCUCAGAAUGAUGACUACACAAACGAUAAUUAUAAUAGUUUGAAUGCAACUUUCAGCAAAUCUCCCUCUAACCAAACAGACAAUGUGUACAACCAUAUACCAAAUGAUGCAAAUGAAUACUCAGUUUCAAUCUCAUUUAACGCGAAACCUAUGAACACUCAAACCAAAGGUACAGACAAUGUUUACAAUACGCUUCCAAAAACUGAGGAAAAACAUUAUGAUCAUGCCGAUUUGUCUGGUAUACCGGACAACCGUACUGGGAAUGAAAGUGAUCAAACUUACAAUAAGCUUCCACGCACAACGGAUAAUGAGUAUGACAGCACCUGUUCGCAUACACGUGUAGCCGAUCACGGUGAAUAUAAUUAUAUCAGCAAGUGAUUUAGGCAAACAUGGAUAUGAUGAAGAAACCUACAAACGAUGAAUGGUACCCACAAACGAUCCAAUAUUAUCAUUCAGAAAAUAAUAUGUAUAGAAAAGAUUGUCAAAAUGAGAACACUGUUGGGUUACUCGCCUCAAUUUCUCGAGACAUCUUAAGUCCCUUAUAAUAGGAUUAAGCUAUUUGUUCUCAUGUUGAUGAGUGUUGGAAUUAUUACAGGAAUUUGUUUAAAAAAUAGUUAUGAUAAACUAUUUAUUUUGAUUCAAAAUCAAG
Mya arenaria is the source of this 2454-nucleotide messenger RNA. RefSeq lists its product as uncharacterized. Lineage: Eukaryota; Metazoa; Mollusca; Bivalvia; Myida; Myidae. Gene Ontology annotation, molecular function: serine-type endopeptidase activity. The record is from RefSeq and is a predicted model, not a curated record. The coding region runs from base 42 to 2183 and encodes 713 amino acids. The transcript is spliced from 13 exons.